This is a messenger RNA of Salvia hispanica, 961 nucleotides long. Its product is annotated as LYR family of Fe/S cluster biogenesis protein. Lineage: Eukaryota; Viridiplantae; Streptophyta; Magnoliopsida; Lamiales; Lamiaceae. The record is from RefSeq and is a predicted model, not a curated record. Gene Ontology annotation, biological process: mitochondrial respiratory chain complex III assembly.
ACACAGACGACUUAACCGUCACACCGCCGAUACCUUCGUCCCUUCUCUCUGUCUCUGAAAUUCUACAUCUCCAUUUCACCGCCGAUUAAACGCAAAAACGGUCGAUUGCAUCCAGUCUUUUGAUCGUCUCGGUGUUGGAUGCUGUUUUGGAAACUCUGAUUGAGUAUUGUUCAAUUAGGGGAAAGGGUAAAUAAACAGAAAAAUGAUUGCGGAUUUCCACCUAUUGCGGACAAUCAGCGCCGCGAUGCGCCACCGCCAAAUCGGGGAAGGCCUCUCCAAUAUCCAUCGCCGCUUGUUACACCUCGGUCCAGACACCGUUGAAGAGUUAUUCGAAAGGCAUGUAGUGAAGGACGAUAACAAGCACCUCGAUGAUGACGAAAAGGAACUUUUGACUCGGCAGCGACUCACCAGCACUCGCCGCGAGGCUCUAAGCCUGUACCGUGAUAUCAUCCGAGCGACUCGCUUCUUCAUGUGGCCUGACUCGCGAGGCGUCCUUUGGCGCGAUGUUUUGAGGGAAAAUGCGCGCAAGGAAUUCGAGGCUGCGCGCUUUGAGAAGGACCCGGAGGUAGUGACUCGGCUGCUUAUCGGAGGACGGGACGCAGUGCAGGCGGCGAUCGAUAAGCUCGUGGAGAAGCAGAAGGAGCAAAUCGAGAAGGAAAGCAAUGAGUCGCGCCGCUGAUGAUGUUAAUGAAGCCUUCCGAGUGUUCACCGUUUUCUUCAACAUUAAAAGCGUGCGACCAACAUAACAUGGGUUAAUUGGACAACUGCGUAUGGGUUUCAUGUGAAGUCGUAAGAUUUUCCAGCAUUGUUAUUGUAUAAGGAAAAGUUGUAAACUAGGCAAUUUAAAUGGAUUCAUACUUGUUUUUGAACUCUUUUUUUCCCUUGGAGAAGGGAAGUUUGUAAAACAGGCAGUUCAUUAGAUUUACUACUUCUUUAGUGGGAAAAAUCACAAGAGUUAAUA